This is a messenger RNA of Lytechinus pictus (painted urchin), 1849 nucleotides long. RefSeq lists its product as uncharacterized. Bases 100 to 1629 code for a protein of 509 amino acids. NCBI's taxonomy places the organism in Eukaryota, Metazoa, Echinodermata, Echinoidea, Temnopleuroida, Toxopneustidae. The record is from RefSeq and is a predicted model, not a curated record. The transcript is spliced from 7 exons.
CAAGUCAGGUGUGACGACACUUCGCAGCACGCAGACACAACCAAGUCGUCAAAUCAUCAGUCUGCCUGAAGAAAGUCAUUGUGACCUUUGAAAAGAACGAUGUCAAAUGGCUCAACUUGCCCCAUCUGUGGGGUAAGUUGUGCUACCUUCUGGGAAUGUCCGUGCCAGUUUGGCGGUUACUGUGACUUCACUGAACACACAUGCCGCUGUCCGUCGGGGCGAUCCGGGUUGCUUUGUGAAGAAACAUGCCCCUUUGGGACGUAUGGAGUUGAAUGCGUGCAGAGAUGUACAUGCGGUGAUGGGGCCUUGUGUGAUCCAUACAGUGGAUUAUGUAGCUGCCAACCUAAUCAAAGCUGCAUGAUUUGCCGAGAGGGGUUCUACGGUCCCACGUGCAAGUUGACCUGCCCAUGUGACGUAGGAGUGUCAUGUGACUCAUUUACUGGACGUUGCUUGCAAGGUCCGCAAGCAAGUGGAGGAAAUUUCUGGACAGAUUUCUCCAUCAGCGAAAUGGCUGCCAUUGCACUUGGAGCUGCACUUCUCGUUGUCAUGGUGAUAGGUGGCGCACUUCUCAUUAGAUCAUGCUGCAAACAUCGAUCUUCACGGAUGCUAACAUUGACUCGCCUUCCGUCUGAUGAACCGUGUAGAUACACUGUUGAUUCCGGUAAGAUUACUGUCUAUAAAAGGGCAUAUGGGUUCAAGCUCUUGCUCAAGCAACAAUUAACUAUAUCCAUGGACGCUUACACAUACUCGAAUUAUAAUAACCAUAUUCCUGCUGCCACAGCAGUUACUGCCACCAAACGUCACUCUGCUGUCUUCCUGACUUCUGAUGGAGAUGCUAGCAUCUACUGGAAUCAGAGGGCGAGUCACUUCGAGCGACAACUCCCAACUAUUCCCGGAGAAGGACGUCUCCUUCGGCCAGCCAGCGCACAACCUCUGAUGAGGAAACAUUACGAACGGCGCUCCCUACGGACUGAACGAGCACCGCGGUGCGUUUCGGUCGCAUGCGGAGAAAAACUGGAGUUCUAUCGCGAAACGCCAUCAGACAAAACAAAAUUACCUGUUAGACCUCCGAAUGUUGGAAGAUUGAGCGGCAGUGAGGGAAAUUUGUGUUUACCGAUGAGGCAAGAGAAUUACGGAUGUACAGCUAGUGCAAGUAUUCCUGAUUACAGUAGACACAGUCGUGUCGCCAAAAGAAAUGGCAACUAUGACCACUUGACACGACCGGUCAGUUGGGUAUCGCGCUGUUCGCGUGAUUCGUCACCUGAACCAUCACCUGAUGGUUAUCAUCGCCUAGAAACUCCACCGACGUUGCGUAUCAAGCGAGGAGAUACAAACAAAGAAAGACCGGGAUCGUCGUCUAAUGAUCUCGAUUUCCAGUCACUGCAUGAUUAUGAUCAUGCUCCGAAGCUGCCACCGAUGAAAAGGGGCCAUCUGGAGAAGACGGACAGUGCACCAUUGACCGACAACAAUUACGAGGAGCCACUUAAGCUCUUACGAGACUCUAAACGAGAGAAUCGAGUUCAUGAAGACGACUUUAGUAAAAUGACACGAGAUGCCGAGUCAGAAUUCAGAAGAAACGAAUCCGAGACGUCCGGUGAAAAUAUGUACGAAGUUUUAACGGCACCCUGAUAGUUCACGAAGGUAUCAUGACUCUCAUGAGGUAGCUUUCGCACAACUUUGAGACUACUCUACCGUACCCUUUAUCAUCUAAACCUUGAAGGUGAUACAAGUUUAUACUUGUCUUGCCAAAGUAAAUUAAUGACUCUUUGGGGGCUUCACCUUAGUAUUGACUGGCCAUGCGCAUGCUGAUGGAGCUACUCAAGACGGUGUCACAUCCACUUUUUUUUUU